Struthio camelus australis is the source of this 3995-nucleotide messenger RNA. NCBI's taxonomy places the organism in Eukaryota, Metazoa, Chordata, Aves, Struthioniformes, Struthionidae. The record is from RefSeq and is a predicted model, not a curated record.
UUUUCCACUUGGAGGAGAAUUGUCCUUUCCCCACCCCCAAGCCCACCUCUAGGCUGUAAGUAAUGGUGAGAAGAUGAAGAUGAAAACAGUGCAGCCCGAGUGACUGGAGAAAUGCAGCAGUCUCUUUUCGCUGCAGUGCUAUGUAGGAGCCGUCCUCAGACUUGUUACCUCUAGGUUUUGCAGCACAAACUGCUUGCAGGUUUUGGAAGGCUGGGAAAGGAUUUACCAUUUGUGUGUUAGUGUUUUCUGUGUAUCAUCAUAUUACCUUGCUUUUCCCUGGACAGCUGUGUUCAGAGCUUCAUGUGGAAAUCUUUCUGUUGAAGAGAGAUAAAAAGGAUCCUUAAUCUGAUUCUCUUUGGAUCUUUCUAUUUUUAUGGUAUAAGUUUAUCUAUUCAUGGGGCUGAAAAGUGUGUACAAAUCUGUCAGAGGAGAACUGCAGCAAGCUACCCAGUGUCACAGCGUCCGCCCGUGGUUGGACAUCCUUCGCUCCCACGAGUCAGAAGGCCAAUAAAAAUGGAAGCCUCCUCUUCUGGAUCUAGUAUUUCAGCAGUCAUUGGUGGAAAAGCAAAAACUCAUCAGCCAGAAGGAAGAGAGGAUUUGCAGGGUAACCAGUUGGAAACGCAAAUAUGGAUAACACCAGACGUACAGAAGACAGAUGUGGACUUUUCAGAAAUUCUUAAUGCAAUACAAGAAAUAGCCAAGGACGUCAACAUUUUUUUUGAUGAGUUAGAAGGUGUGAACAGCCCUUCCAAAGACGACGACUCUCUGCUUCACCAUGGUAACUUGACCAGUACUUCUGAUGAUGCCAGCAGGUUGGAAGUGGUGGGAGAGGAAGUACCUGAUAAGAACAAAGCCAAUGGACUGUAUUUUAGAGAUGGAAAAUGUCGAAUUGACUACAUUCUGGUGUAUAGAAAAUCCAAUCCACAGACAGAAAAGAGGGAAGUAUUUGAGAGAAAUAUCAGAGCAGAAGGACUUCAAAUGGAGAAAGAGUCAUCUCUAACAAACAGUGACAUCAUCUUUGUGAAGCUGCAUGCCCCUUGGGAGGUCCUGGGCAAAUACGCAGAACUAAUGAAUGUAAGAAUGCCGUUCAGGAGAAAAAUCUAUUACCUGCACCGCCGGUACAAGUUCAUGAAUAGGAUCGAGAAACAAAUAAGCAGGUUUCGAGGAUGGUUACCUAGAAAGCCAAUGAAACUGGACAAGGAGACACUGCCAGACCUGGAGGAGAAUGACUGCUACACUGCCCCAUUCAGCCAACAAAGGAUUCAUCACUUCAUCAUACACAACAAAGACACUUUCUUCAAUAAUGCUACAAGAAGUAGAAUUGUACACCAUAUUUUACAGAGAGUGAAAUAUGAAGAAGGGAAAAACAAAAUUGGUCUGAAUCGAUUGCUCAGUAAUGGCUCCUAUGAAGCUGCAUUUCCUCUUCAUGAGGGAAGUUACAGAAGUAAGAAUUCCAUAAGAACCCACGGGGCAGAAAACCACAGACACCUGCUUUAUGAGUGCUGGGCUUCCUGGGGAGUAUGGUAUAAAUACCAGCCGCUGGAUCUCGUGAGACGGUACUUUGGUGAGAAAAUUGGGCUCUACUUUGCUUGGUUAGGCUGGUACACGGGGAUGCUCUUCCCAGCUGCCUUCAUUGGAUUGUUUGUCUUUUUGUAUGGAGUCACCACGUUGAACCACUGCCAAGUCAGUAAAGAAGUCUGCCAAGCUACAGAUAUCAUAAUGUGUCCUAUAUGUGAUAAAUACUGUCCGUUCAUGAGGUUGUCAGACAGCUGUGUGUAUGCAAAGGUAACCCACCUUUUUGACAAUGGAGCUACUGUCUUUUUUGCUGUUUUCAUGGCAGUGUGGGCAACUGUUUUUCUGGAGUUUUGGAAAAGAAGGAGGGCAGUAAUUGCUUAUGACUGGGACUUGAUAGACUGGGAAGAAGAAGAGGAGGAAAUACGUCCCCAGUUUGAAGCCAAGUACUCCAAGAAAGAGCGAAUGAACCCCAUAUCCGGGAAGCCAGAGCCUUAUCAAGCAUUUGCAGACAAAUGCAGCAGACUCAUUGUUUCUGCGUCUGGAAUAUUUUUUAUGAUCUGUGUGGUGAUUGCUGCUGUUUUCGGAAUUGUUAUUUACCGUGUUGUGACUGUCAGCACUUUUGCUGCCUUUAAGUGGGCUUUAAUCAGGAAUAAUUCUCAGGUUGCAACUACGGGGAAUGCAGUGUGCAUCAACUUUUGCAUCAUCAUGCUACUGAAUGUGCUGUAUGAAAAGGUUGCUCUUUUUCUGACAAAUUUAGAGCAGCCUCGUACUGAGUCUGAGUGGGAGAACAGCUUCACUCUGAAAAUGUUUCUUUUCCAGUUUGUCAAUCUGAACAGCUCUACCUUUUAUAUAGCGUUCUUCCUUGGAAGAUUUACAGGACACCCUGGUGCCUACUUGAGGCUGAUAAACCGGUGGAGACUGGAAGAGUGCCACCCUAGUGGAUGCCUUAUUGAUCUCUGUAUGCAAAUGGGUAUUAUAAUGGUGCUAAAGCAGACCUGGAAUAAUUUCAUGGAACUUGGCUACCCGCUAAUUCAAAACUGGUGGACCAGGAGAAAACUACGACAAGAAUAUGGCACACAGAGAAAAACAAGCUUCCCACAGUGGGAAAAGGACUACAAUCUUCAGCCUAUGAAUGCUUAUGGACUCUUUGAUGAAUACCUAGAAAUGAUUCUUCAGUUUGGGUUCACAACCAUUUUUGUGGCAGCUUUUCCACUGGCACCACUUCUAGCCUUACUUAACAAUAUUAUUGAAAUUCGACUUGAUGCAUACAAAUUCGUUACGCAGUGGAGGAGACCUUUAGCUUCAAGAGCCAAAGACAUAGGAAUCUGGUAUGGGAUUCUGGAAGGCAUUGGAAUUCUCUCUGUUAUCACAAAUGCAUUUGUUAUAGCUGUGACGUCCGACUUUAUCCCUCGACUCGUUUAUGCUUACAAAUACGGACCUUGUGCAGGCCAAGGAGAAGCUGGACAAAAGUGUAUGGUUGGCUACGUUAAUGCCAGUUUAUCUGUAUUUCUGGUGUCUGACUUUGAAAACCGUUCAGAGCCAACAUCAAAUGGAAGUGAAUUCUCUGGUUCACCAUUAAAAUAUUGCAGGUACAGAGACUACCGAGACCCUCCUCACUCCCCUGUGCCCUAUGGUUACACACUGCAAUUCUGGCAUGUCUUAGCAGCACGGUUGGCUUUCAUUAUUGUAUUCGAGCACCUUGUCUUUUGCAUAAAGCACCUGAUUUCCUACUUAAUCCCAGAUCUCCCAAAAGAUUUGAGAGACCGGAUGAGGAGAGAGAAAUACCUGAUUCAGGAAAUGAUGUACGAAGCUGAACUAGAACGUCUGCAGAAAGAAAGGAAGGAAAGGAAGAAGAAUGGAAAAUCUUAUCACAAUGAGUGGCCAUAAUGGGGUGAUGGUCCUAUAUGUUGUUUACUUAUUCCAGCUCCACAAGAGCACUAUCUUCAAGAGAAUGAGAGAAAAUGCAACCUCAAUGCAUGCCACAGACAUUUUCCAUAGCAAGCAGGACAGCACACAGCAAAGGAUUUACUGUGAAAUCAUCUUGCAAUCAGCAUAGGAUUGAUCACCAUAGACCACUCUUGACAGCAAGCAUGUACUUCACAAGCAAUUAUGCUUCAGUUUUUAAAACCAAGGAAAAAAUUGUAUAUUGGGACUGUUUUUCAGCCUGUUUGCUACGUUUUUUGCAUUCUGUCCCAUGCUGGUUUUACAAAUCUUAGAAUAAUAAAUGUAAAUGAAAAACCUGGAUACUUUAACAAAAAGAAAGCCUAGGUAUAUAACAUCAUCUGCUUUCAAGCCACCAAAUACUGCAACUGAAACCCUGUUUACAAAUCAGUUCUUUUUUAUUUCAAAUCUUUCUGAGGGAACUUAUGUUAUUUACCAUAUAUAUAAUAUAUAAAAAAAGUAUAUAGAGAGAUUGUUUAUUUGUAAAUAGAAAAAUCCUAUGGAAAGAAUGUCAAGUUUUCACACUUAAAAAAAUCAUC